Molecule: messenger RNA, 6407 nt
Organism: Etheostoma cragini (Arkansas darter)
Lineage: Eukaryota; Metazoa; Chordata; Actinopteri; Perciformes; Percidae
Gene: fhod3a
Product: formin homology 2 domain containing 3a
Exons: 30
Coding region: 367-5211 (1614 amino acids)
Biological process (GO): cardiac myofibril assembly; actin filament network formation; cortical actin cytoskeleton organization
Cellular component (GO): cytoskeleton; cytoplasm
Molecular function (GO): actin filament binding
Source: RefSeq, a predicted model, not a curated record
GCGCUGAUACUCUCCGGCAGCGAGCUGGAGUCCGCCUGCUGCCUCCGCUGUAUCACUGGCCACCUGCCUCUCCGGAAAUAACACACCAACUAAACUAAGGGUGACCACAGCCGAAGAAAGGAGGCGAGACAAGAUACUUGACCGGUUCCUUGGUGCCACUUUUUCGGCUUCCAGCACCGGUCACCUCCCCCCUUUCUCAUACCCCUGUCCUGCGGGAGAGCAGGCUGCGCACCGGAGCGCACUUGGCGACCCGGGUUUGUUGUCGUUACCAGCAGGAGAGGAGCACCCAGCGACCCGAGCCAUAGCUGCCACAGCUCUCGUUAAACCGGGCUGUCCCCUCAGAAGAGAUACUUGCAUGGAUGCACCAUGGCCACUCUUGUCUGUAGGGUUCAGUUUUUAGAUGAUACCGAUCCAUUCAACAGCACGAAUUUCCCAGAACCGACUAGACCCCCGCUGUACACCUUCAGGGAGGAUGUCCCACUCAUCAACCAGUUAGCAGGCGUCCACAGGCUCCUCAGAGCUCCACACAAGCUUGAUGAUUGCACACUGCAGCUCUCCCACAAUGGCACCUAUCUGGAUCUGGAGUCCUCUCUGGCUGAGCAAAAGGACGAGCUGGAGGGCUUUCAGCAGGAUGACACAGGGUCCAGAGGAAAGAAGCACAGUGUUAUUCUACGGACCCAGCUGACUGUCCGAGUACAUGCUUGCAUCGAAAGACUGUACAACUCCAAUGGACGUGACUUGAGAAGGGCAUUGUUCUCUCUGAAGCAAAUCUUUCAGGAUGACAAAGAUCUGGUUCAUGAGUUUGUGAUGGCAGAAGGUCUGACGUGUCUCAUCAAGGUGGGAGCAGAAGCUGACCAGAAUUACCAGAACUACAUAUUAAGAGCUCUGGGGCAGAUCAUGCUGUAUGUAGACGGGAUGAACGGUGUCAUUGGGCACAUUGAGACAAUCCAGUGGCUGUACACACUUGUUGGCUCCAAGUUCCGUCUGGUGGUGAAAACAACUCUGAAGCUGUUGUUGGUUUUUGUGGAGUACUCCGAGUCCAAUGGCCCGCUGCUGAUAGAAGCUAUCACCUCUGUGGACACCAAGAGAGGAUGUAAGCCGUGGUCCAAUACUAUGGAGAUCUUGCAUGAGAAGGAUGGAGUGGACACAGAGCUGCUGGUCUAUGCCAUGACCCUCAUCAAUAAGACGCUUGCAGCAUUGCCUGAUCAGGACUCAUUCUACGAUAUGGUUGAUGUUCUGGAGGAACAAGAUAUAGAGACAGUGUCCCAAAGACAUCUGGGGCGGAAAGGCACUGAUCUGGAUUUGGUUGAGCAGCUCAACAUCUAUGAGAUGACCCUGCGGCAUGAAGACGGUGACGAUGACAGCCAGCCUCCACCAAUGGGACGCCGGGAUCGCCGACGAGUCAGCCUUGGGGGCCUGGAGAGAAGGCGGAGCCGCAGGGCCUCUCUUGGGCGAUCCGGUCACGCCUCCCCCUGCAGCCCUGCAUCCCCACAGAGAGAUGGCUUCCAGCCUUUCAGUGGACAGAGAACUAGGGACACGAGUGACAGAGCACUGUCAGGUUUCCUCCCAUCUAUAGAGGAGGAAUUUGAGGAUGGGAUAGAGGAUGAGGAGGAAGAGGGGACUCCAGUGACUGAGUCUGAGUCAGAUGAGCAGGAGGGGGCUAAACUGACCACCCUCAGCCCGGCCAGACAUCUCCCAUCUAUAGUUCACCGAACAACCGUCCAGUCCAUCACCAUCACUUCUAGAAAGGACACUAUAAAAGAGUCAGAGCAGAAGAAUCGACCUGAACCACCUCCACCACCCACCCUCCACUCCCCCUCAACCCCCACCUUCUCUCCUCCCGUCUCCUCCCCUCUCAGCCCCCCAGCCCCACCCUCCCUUCUGGCCACACUGCUGGCAAGGAAGAGGUCCAUCGUCACUGUCCCGGCUACCAAGGAGGUCAGCCCGCCAUCACGCGGCAGCUCCCGUCUCUCCCCCGAACACCUGCCCUACAUGCCCCACUCACCCUUCCACCUCUUCUCCUACGACCUUGAUGAGGAGCCAUCUCGCCCGGCUCCACCCAAACCCAGUGAGGAAUCACUCAAAACAACAUCUCCCAGGAAUGGAGGUCUCAUGUCCAACACCUCUUACAACACCCCAAGUACGCCCACUAGCUCUAGGCCUGCUUUGGGAGGUCUUCUGUCCUCCUCUUACCGACAACACCAGGAAUCUCUGGCGGCCGAGCGAGAGCGCCGCCGUGUGGAGAGAGAGGAGAGACUGCAGAGGAUAGAGAGGGAGGAGAGGAACAAGCACAGUCGUGACUAUGUGGAUAAAAUGGAAGAGGCCAGGCUUGCGCGGGAGGAGAGGUAUAAGAACGUGGAGCGCCUGGCGUCGGAGGAAUACGAGAGGGAGCAUGUCCGGGUGGCGAGGACUCGCCCUGACCUUAACCUGAACUUUGAACCCGCGGAGGCCUGGCCCUCGUCAUCGCGCAGCAGCACCCCGUCCUCAUUCGCCUCCCAGGAGGACGUAGAGGCUGACCUCGAAGCUGGGACCCCUUCCACCGCCUACACACCCUCUAAGACUGGAGAGGCUGACGACUCCAGUGCCAGUCUAGAAAGAGAGGAAAAAGAGGCCACUGCUGAAGAGGAGGAAGAACAAAAAGAGGAGGAAGUGCUGGAGGAAGUACAGGAGGAAGCAGCAUCAGAAAAAGAGGAGGACGAGGAGUGUGAGCAGGAGCUGAAGAAGGAGAAAGAGGAGGCAGAGGAGGACAGUGGCAUCCUGAGCGACAAAGAAAGACAGAAUGAGGAAGUGAAUGAGAAGGACAACUGCUCAGCCUCAAGCAUCUCCUCUGCCAGCAGCACUCUGGAGAGAGAGGAAAGGGGGAGCAAUCAGAAUGGCUUUAAGGAGGCAGAGAUGAAUGAGGAGUGUAGCAAACUCCUCAACAGCAAGCUCUUCAUGCUGGACAUGCUGUACUCCCAGGACAAGAAGCCCAGUGAUGAGGAAGAGGAAGAAGAGGACGUGGAGAAGGAAAAAGAAAAAGAGAAAGGAGGAGGGGAGGACAAAGAAAGCCAGAAGGAUGCUGGCGCGCAACUGGGCAAUGAGCAGGAGGCUGAGAAAUCCGAGCACCACGGGACCAUCCGACCGUUAGCCGAGCGGUUUGGAGACUUGAUCAAGGACCUCGCUUUGACCCCCUCUCACCUGGACGUCCCAGCCAACGAGCCCCCUCCUCCCCCACCCAAAAAGGAAUCGGACACGAUCUGGGACCAGCUCCUAGCCAGCCCUCGGGAGCUGCGCAUCGGUGACAUUAACUUUACUGACCUGACGGAGGAAGACGACAAAGACAUUCUGGAUGCUGUUUUGAUGGGAGAAUGCAGUGACCUCCCGCCUCCGCCGCCUCCUCCACCCUGCAUCCUCCGCUUCCCUCCGCCCCCACCCAUGCUAGGCAGCUGCCCCCCACCCCCUCCCUUGAUUGGAAUUAUGAGGCCUCCUCCUCCCCCUUCCUUUAGUGCCUCAAUUCCAGUGCCUCCACCCCCAGAGCCUCCUCUCUUCAACAAGAAGAAGAAGACAAUUAGGCUCUUCUGGAGCGAGGUGCGUCCCACAGACUCUCAGUACAGGGAUUAUAAGCGGAGUGGAGACUCGUUCUGGUCCAAACUGGAACCAGUGAAAAUGGACACAGCCAAACUGGAACAGCUGUUUGAGUCGAAAUCAAAGGAAAUGCCAGUUACAAAGAAAACCGCAGCAGACGGCAAGCGUCAGGAGAUCAUCGUUUUGGAUUCCAAGAGGAGUAACGCCAUCAACAUCGGUCUGACGGUGCUGCCUCCUCCUCGCACUAUCAAGACGGCCAUCCUUAACUUUGACGAGUACGCGCUUAACAAGGAGGGCAUAGAGAAAAUCCUGACGAUGAUCCCUACAGAGGAGGAGAAGCAGAAGAUCCAGGAGGCCCAGCUGGCCAACCCUGAUAUCCCGCUGGGUUCAGCAGAGCAGUUCCUCCUCACUCUGUCCUCUAUCAGCGAGCUCUCUGCCCGACUCCAACUCUGGGCCUUCAAGAUGGACUACGAGGCAACCCAAAAGGAAGUUGCAGAGCCGCUGCAGGAUCUGAAGGAGGGUAUGGAACAGCUGGAGAAGAACAAAACUCUGCGCUACAUCCUCUCCACACUGCUCUCUAUAGGAAACUUCCUCAAUGGCACCAACGCGAAAGGCUUCGAGCUGACUUAUUUAGAGAAGGUUCCAGAGGUGAAGGAUACGGUUCAUAAGCAGUCUCUGCUGCAUCACGCCUGCUCUGCUGUGGUGGACAACUUCCCUCAGAGCACUGACCUCUACUCCGAGAUCGGAGCCAUCACGCGAUCUGCAAAAGUGGAUUUUGACCAGCUGCAGGAGAACCUGUGCCAGAUGGAGCGGCGCUGCAAAGCCUCAUGGGACCACCUGAAGGUGAUCGCCAAGCAUGAGAUGAAGCCCCAGCUGAAGCAGAAAAUGUCUGACUUCCUCAAAGACUGCGCUGAGAGGAUUAUCAUUCUCAAGAUUGUUCACCGCAGGAUCAUCAACAGGUUCCAUUCCUUCCUGUUGUUCCUCGGUCAUCCGGCCUACAGUGUGAGAGAGGUCAGCGUCCACAGGUUUAGUAAAAUCCUCAGUGAGUUUGCGCUGGAGUACCGAACCACUCGAGACCGCGUGCUGCAGCAGAAACAGAAACGAGCCGACCACCGUGAACGCAACAAGACCCGAGGAAAGAUGAUCAUAGACGUCAACGCUCCUUCUGAUGAGGAAGAGGAGAGUGAGUGUGGUCGGGUUGGUUCCAGCAUUAGCAACAGUGCCCCUAGUGGCAGCCAGGAUGGCGAGCAUUCUCAGGGUCUGGGCCACACAGAGGACGCUGAAGAGCACGAGCACAUGAAAGCCGUGCUGAGAACCAGCCUCAGCGGCGGCGAAAAGGAGCCCAGCGGAGUGCCGGGGCUUCGUACACGGACAAGAUCCCGGCCUGGAAGGGGAGGUCGCAGUAUGCCAGCAUGGACCCCACCCAUGGGGGACACUCAGAUCUCUGGAGAGGACGCCGACGCAGACGAGAUCAUGGAGCGUAUUGUGAGGUCGGCCACUCAGGGUCCAGGAAACAGAGCCCAGCCCAGAGAGAGGCGGAGGUCCAGGGCCAACCGCAAGUCAUUGAGGCGGACUCUGAAGAACGGCCUGACCCCAGAGGAAGCUCUUGCUUUAGGACUUACCGAUUCUCCUGAUGCAGAAAUGUGAUCAUCCAAACCUCCCUCCCAUCAUUCUUCAAUCACCGGAGCGACAUCUCUGUCAGCCGUAUGCCUUCGCCACACUGUACAGUAUUUCACCAGUCACAGCCACCUUCAUAGAUUUUUGCCAGCUGCUAAUUUUGCCUAAUGUGUCUGAGUGAUGAAGCUGCAUCUAUGAUAGUGUUUUUUGCAACACAAAGACAACUCGGAAAUGAAGAAAGAUGAAAGGACUGAUGUAUUCAACUUUAAAUUCAGUGCUGCUGCCUUUACAUUGAGCGGAUACAUUUAACAUAUAUUGGAAAUGUUGUUGUUAGUCCAAAAGGGAUCACCUUUGCUUGUGAGUUUCUGCAGCUGUGACUUCACCAUUUUUCCUUUAUUUAAGCUGUGAAUUUCGGUUUUAAAGAGUAAUGGGCUGAAGAGUAAGUUUGAUUUGUUCCUUUUUUUUCCAGUUUCAAAGAAUCCCAAGAGAUCAACAUGAACAAAGAGGCUCACUAAGAACUUUUGUGUUUUCCUUCUGCAACCGCACAUUCGACAAGUGACGAGUGUAGUCGUGUUUAGUAGGAAUGUGAAGGGUUUUCGAUCAUAUGUGCCUUCCAUUUAAAAGGGACGAUAUUGGACCUUUUCACCAUAUCUCCCUCUUGUUUUAGUCACCUCCUACUUCUCAGAUAACUCACAAAUGUCACAUUCACAGGUGUAGUUAUAUCGAAUAUGACUGUUGAUUCCAAUAACGUUUUUAUUUUGGCAAAAUAUUUAUUUGCAAUACUCGGACAUCUUGCACCUUACUCAACAUCAAUAGUUUCUAUUCUGAAAUGAACGACUGACUCAAAAUACGGACAAAAGGAAGUAUUUAUCUCAGAGGAACUGUUUGUAAAGUGUAAAAAGACAAAGAGAUAAAGACAUUUUUUAAUGUUAAUCUAUUUUGAAGGACAUGCAGUAAUUUCUGCAUAAAAUGUGUAAAUGCCCUUGUCAGCUGCCAGGUACUAAGUACUGUAGUACUACAGUGUGCAUGUUUAGUGCGGUUCAUGUGAUGUUUUAUUUUUGUAAUUUCUGCAGAAAUGUGUAUUAUAGUCUGAGAGAAAGACUAAAAAGAGGCUAUUCUGUGAAAGUAUUGCUUCGUGCUGAGAGGGGCGAUCAGUAUCUGGGCAUUUACUUUGAACUCUUCGGCCACAUAUUGUACUUUGAAUGAACUUAAAAGGAUAAUUAAUA